AUGCAUAUCAUCGACGCAAAGGCUUCGUAUAAUAUGUUGCUUGGCAGGCCAUGGAUACACGAGAACAAAGUUGUCCCAUCUUCCUACUAUCAGUGUUUGAAGUAUCUUGAAGGCAGUGUCGAAAAGAAGAUAGUUGCUGAUGAUAAGCCAUUUACUGAAGCAGAGUCACACUUCGUCGAUGCGAAGUUCUACUUGAAAAACUACAUGGUAAGAGAAGUAAAAGUCGAUGACAUCGCAACGACCAAGAGUGAUAAGAUCGCAACUGAAAGAGCUGAUGAGACUAUUGGAAAAGUUGAAGUUGGUGCUGAGGUGUCGCACUCCAAUCCCAAUAAAGGGAACAUCGUGUCUUUGAAAAAUAAGAAGACAACUCCCGUGCUCUGCUAUGUCCCAAAGUUGAAGAAAAAGGAAGGUCAACCAUCUGAAGCUCAAGAAAAUACGCUAGGAAGGCUAACUCUUCCCAUCAGACGAAUUGAUGCGAUAAAUUUGUCCUCAAAGUUACUUGGAGACUUCGUGGCUCAGAAUCCACCACAAAAUAUGGCACUCCCUACAAAACGUACAAAUGAAGGCUUUGAUCCAAAUGCUUACAAGUUAUUUGUCAAGGCUGGGUACAACCCUAACGAGCCGUCAAAGUUGGGGAAACUUCCAUCAGGAGCUAGCAUGAUACAAUCACGUGAAGGUUUGGGAUACAAACAACCUCCGCCAGUUCGCAUAUCCAUAAGAAGGGCAAGUAUCAACUACAUCACUGUGGAAGAUGAGUCUGUUGCUUCCAACAAAAGGCCUUCAGUGUUUGAUCAUCUUGGAAAGUCGGCCACAAAAGCUUCUGUAUUUGAGAGAUUAGGGUCGUUAAAACUGAAGAAGAAAAGGAAGAACAAGUUCCACAGAGAUUAUCAAAGCGUGAAAACGCUUGCUUUGCCUGGAACCCAGAGGGAUAUACAAAGUUUGAUUCCUUCUAGAAUGAGACGACAAACAAAGCUUGUGGUUUCAUGUGAGGAGGUUCUAAAAGAAAAGUCUCACACUGUAGUGUAUACCAAGGAGCGUGACGAAGAUGAGGAGAGUGUAGGUUCUUCAUAUCAUAUUACUGCACAAAGUGAUCGAGAUACUUCGUUUCAGAUAGAGGUUGCCGAUAAGUUGGAGAACAUCUCCUCGUGUUACCACAUAUCUUUCAAUGAUGGCGAUCCUCGAGAGGAUGAAGAUGCCAGAGAUGCUCCUCCAGAACUUGAAGAAGGGGUGAAGACCACAGUAGACUCUUUGAAAGAAGUUAAUCUUGGUACUGAUGAAGACCCAAGGCCCACCUACCUAAGUGAUUUUCUAACAGGUGAUGAAGAAGACACUUACAUGGAAAUACUCAAAGAAUAUAGGGAUGUUUUUGCUUGGAGUUAUAAAGAGAUGCCUGGAUUAGAUCCCAAAGUAGCAGUCCAUCAUCUGGCGGUCAAGAAUGGUGCUCAUCCUGUUAAGCAGGCCCAAAGGUAUUUCAGACCAGAUUUGGUUCCUUCAAUCGAAAAUGAAGUCAACAAACUCAUUGAAGUUGGCUUUAUUCGUGAAGUUAAAUAUCCUACAUGGAUUUCGAGUAUCGUUCCCGUAAAAAAGAAGACUGGCCAAAUUCGAGUUUGCGUUGACUUUAGGGAUCUUAACAACGCAUGCCAUAAAGAUGAUUUCCCGCUUCCCAUCCCAUAA
Molecule: messenger RNA, 1674 nt
Organism: Lycium barbarum (goji berry)
Lineage: Eukaryota; Viridiplantae; Streptophyta; Magnoliopsida; Solanales; Solanaceae
Exons: 1
Coding region: 1-1674 (557 amino acids)
Source: RefSeq, a predicted model, not a curated record